UAGUUCAAAGAUCUUCAGACAGACAGAGCUGAAGCUGAGUGGAACUCUGCAGAUACAGACCUGUAAAACAAAAAGUCCUUUUCCUGCACUGAAGGACUCCUCACUUUAAGGUUUUAUUCAUCUUYGUGUCCCGUCAAACUAUUUGCAAAGAGAUGCUGAAAUCUGUUUUGCAUCAACUUUGAACCAACUCUGGAUUUAUCACACCCAACAAUGACCAYGGAAAUGCCCGUGCAGAGGCGAGGUGGACCGUAUAGAACCGAACCGGCCACAGACCUGAGCCGCUGGAGGCUGACCUCUGUGGAGGGCAGGCAGACCUGGGACUACAUGGAGGACGAGGACACCCCUGUCAGAGAGCAGACCAUGCUGGAAGCUCAUUGCGUCGGCUUGGACACUAGUAAGUUUGUGCCUGACUCUCCAGCUGCCCAGACUUCCUCCGAUGCUUACAUGAAAGGCAUGAACUUCUUCAGCCACCUCCAGGCCGAGGACGGUCACUGGCCCAUGGAGUACACCGGACCCCUCUUCACUCUCCCAAGUUUCCUUAUCGUGUGUCACCUGACAAAGAUCCAGCUGCCAGAGGCCUGGAAGAAGGAGAUGGUGAGGUACCAACGCUCCGUUCAGCUGCCAGAUGGCGGCUGGGGUCUGCACAUAGAAGAUAAAUCUACCGUGUUCGGAACGGCGCUGAACUACAUUGCUUUGAGGAUCCUGGGGGUGGAUCCUGAUGAUCCAGGUUUAGUUUGCGCUCGGGACAACCUGCACAGAAAAGGUGGUGCAGUUGGGAUUCCUUCAUGGGGUAAAUUCUGGCUCGCUGUACUAAACGUCUACAGCUGGGAGGGCAUGAACACUUUAUUCCCAGAGAUGUGGUUGCUGCCCACCUGGGUACCAGCCCACCCCUCUGUCCUGUGGUGUCACUGCAGGCAGGUCUAUUUAUCCAUGGGCUUCUGCUAUGCUGUUCGACUGAGCGCAGAGGAAGACCCUCUGAUUCUCAGCCUCAGACAGGAGCUGUACGUUCAGGACUACGACAUCAUUAACUGGCCCGCUCAGAGGAAUAACGUGGCAGAGUGUGACCUGUACACGCCUCACAGUACGCUGCUAAACAUCCUCUACAAGGUGUUGAACGUGUACGAAGCUCACCACAGUGCCGCGCUGAGAAAAAAGGCUGUCAAAGAGCUGUAUGAGCACAUCCAGGCAGACGAUCGCUUCAGCAAAUGUAUCAAUGUUGGACUGGUCUCUAAGCUUCUCAACAUGUUGGUUCAGUGGUACAAGGGCGGUCCCUCCUCUGCAGCUUUUCAGGAUCACGUCUCCAGGGUCCCCAACCACAUCUGGAUGGGACUGGAUGGCCUGAAAAUGCAGGCUAUGGACGGAUCUCAGCUCUGGGACACUUGUUUUGCAGCUCAGGCUUUUCUUGAGGCUGGAGCUCAGAAUGACCCCAAAUACUCUGAGCAUCUUCGUAAGGCGCAUCUCUUUAUCACAAAUACACAGAUAGCUGAGGAGUAUCCAGAUUACCAGAAAUACUACAGACAGAUAAGCAAGGGAGGAUUCCCCUUCAGCACUCGUGACUGCGGCUGGAUUGUGGCCGACUGCACAGCCGAAGGCCUGAAGUCAGUGAUGCUGCUGGAGGAGCUCUGUCCCUGCAUCAGGCAGCCUGUCGCCUCCGAACGUCUGUACGAUGCCGUCAACGUGCUGCUGAGCAUGAGAAACAAAGAUGGUGGAUUUGCUACGUAUGAAACUACAAGAGGAGGAAGACUGCUGGAGAUGCUCAACCCCUCUGAGGUGUUCGGUGACAUCAUGAUAGAUUACACCUACGUGGAGUGUACCUCAUCAGUGAUGCAGGCGUUGAGUCACUUCCARAAGUCCUACCCUGAUCAUCGCUCUGAGGAGAUCAGCUGCACUCUGAGAGAAGGUCUGGAGUUCUGCAGGAGGGUGCAGAGACCUGAUGGAUCCUGGGAAGGGUCCUGGGGGGUCUGCUUCACGUACGGAACCUGGUUCGGCCUGGAAGCCUUCGCCUGCAUGGGUCACACUUACCAGAAUGACAGGGAGGUGCCUGAGGAGGUGCAGAAAGCYUGUGGCUUCCUGUUGGAGAGGCAGAGGUCAGACGGAGGCUGGGGGGAGGACUUUGAGUCGUGUGAGCAGCGCCGCUACAUCCAGAGCAGCACCGCUCAGAUCCACAACACCUGCUGGGCUUUGCUGGGACUCAUGGCUGUCAGACAUCCUGAGCAGCAGGCCGUCGAGAGAGGAGUUCAGCUGUUGAUUGACAAGCAGCUGCUGAACGGAGACUGGCCUCAGGGAAACAUCACAGGCGUGUUCAACAAGAACUGUGGCAUCCACUACGCCUCCWACAAAAAUGUCUUCCCCAUCAUGACUCUUGGACGCUUCGCAAGGCUUUACCCAGCGGCGGCGACGAACCUGUGACGAAUAUGUCCCAAAGUAAAUAAAACAGUUAAAUCUUCAGGAAGUCUCCCUCAGAACAGAAGAUGUUUGUGGACAGAGAAGUGUCCUCAGCGGAGCAGGACGUUGUCUUUCCAUAGAUCCAGAGCCGACCAGUAGGAAGCUCACAGAGGUACCAGACCAGUUUUUCAUUGCCACAAGUCCCAUUAUCCAAAAUGUUGGAUAUGAAAACACUUUACCAGGUGGAGGUUAUGUUUUUCCUGUGGCUGGUGUUCUUCAAGGAACCAUGUCUUCUUCUGUUUUCAGUUUUUUAACCCUCCUGUUAUGUUCAUUUCUGAGGAGCAGGAACUUAAACAGUUUCCUUACAUGGAAGUUUUCAAAGUAAUUUAAUGCGAACAGAGAGAAAAAACAUGUAGCAGCAACAAAAGCAAAGCUGUAUCAGAUUAUGUUCAAAAUAAAAUCAUUGUAU
Molecule: messenger RNA, 2854 nt
Organism: Austrofundulus limnaeus
Lineage: Eukaryota; Metazoa; Chordata; Actinopteri; Cyprinodontiformes; Rivulidae
Product: lanosterol synthase
Exons: 23
Coding region: 211-2409 (732 amino acids)
Biological process (GO): cholesterol biosynthetic process; triterpenoid biosynthetic process
Cellular component (GO): lipid droplet
Molecular function (GO): lanosterol synthase activity
Source: RefSeq, a predicted model, not a curated record